Messenger RNA from Adelges cooleyi (spruce gall adelgid), 2587 nucleotides. RefSeq names its product synaptic vesicle glycoprotein 2B. Lineage: Eukaryota; Metazoa; Arthropoda; Insecta; Hemiptera; Adelgidae. The coding region runs from base 649 to 2313 and encodes 554 amino acids. The record is from RefSeq and is a predicted model, not a curated record. Gene Ontology annotation, cellular component: membrane. Gene Ontology annotation, biological process: transmembrane transport. Gene Ontology annotation, molecular function: transmembrane transporter activity. The transcript has 14 exons.
GGUUGUCCAAACACUUACGCGGCUCGCGUACCCUGGACGUUUUCGUUCCGUCAUCGUGUUUUCAUGAUUAUCAUUGACAUGUAAAUUUUUUUUUAAUUUUCUUUUAAAAUUAUUUUCAACACUCUUUGAAACUUGUUGAGUUGCAAAACACGAGCGAGAAGUUGCACCACACUGUGUCGCGUAUACAGCAGAUCUGACGUUCGCCCGGCGACAAGUUCGACGUACUUCUCGCUUGUUCAUAAAUCAAAUAAUAGUAUUAUAAAAGUGAUUUUUUAAUUUUUUGUUUUUCAUAUAAACCGUUCGUCAAAAGCUCACGGUCAGGAUACAUAUAUGUAUAUUUUUUUAUUUCGAGAAAGUCUUGUUUGAUUUUUUUGCGAGUGCUUUGCCGUUCUCAUCUACAAGUCCUCUUCAGGCGCACACGCCGCUCGGAGUGCAACUUACCACUGUCGCCGUCGACGCACGUCUACUAUAGCCGGGCAAGGUACGCUCAGUCGCUGUGCACUGGUAAAUAUGAAAUCGACGUUGCCUCCAGAAAAACUCUCAUCUACACGACCGGUUAGAGAUAAGUUAUGAUACCAGUUUUAUGAUACCUGAAAAACACAAACGAAACCUAAGUGGGUCCGGUUUGCACUGACCAAUAACACUACAAUGGUGGUAGAUCAUAGUGGACCCAACAACAGUCCAGAUAUAAAAUUUAACAAUGGCAGAGUAAAGAAUCAAGAAUCCAUUGACCUUAAAACUAAAGGCGGAACGAUAGACCAAAUCGAUAAAAAAUUGGAUGCUAUUGAAAAUGGUUCAUUCCAAAGCAAAGAAGUUGCAGACUUCGAGCAUGCAAUUGAACUUACUGGCUAUGGAAAAUUUCAUUAUUUGCUUUUGGUCGUGUGUGGUUUUGUCAGCACCAGUGAAGAAAUGGACGUCAUAUGCAUGUCAUUUAUUUUGCCGUCCGCACAGUGUGACCUUCAGCUGAACACGUCUUCCAAAGGAUGGCUAAAUUCGAUUAUUUUUAUAGGUAUGAUGGCUGGAGCCUACAUAUGGGGCUCCCUAGCAGAUGCACUGGGCCGUCGUAAAGUCCUAAUUGUCAUUAGUUUUAUGAAUGCCUUGUGCAUAGUGGCGUCCACAUUUGCCCAGUCAUAUGGCGUCUUUAUGUUCUUUAGAUUUUUAAACGGAGCGGCGUUGGGAGGUAGUGGUCCAGUUAUAUGGUCAUAUUUUGCCGAAUUUCAACCAAAGUACAAACGUGGCUCCAUGUUGAGUUCAAUGGCAGCAUUUUGGACACUUGGCAAUUUAUUUGUUGCUAGUUUGGCUUGGAUAAUUAUACCGCAAGACAUUGGAAUAAGAUCUCCAAUGUUUUUGUACAAUUCUUGGAGAAUAUUUUUGGCUAUUUGUUCCAUUCCGAGUGUGCUUGUUGCUGUGUUUCUAUUAUUCUUGCCGGAGAGUCCAAAAUUUUUACUGACACGGAACAACCAUGCAGAAGCAUUGGAAGUAUUCAAAAAGAUCUACGCCGUCAAUACUGGAAAUGACCCAGAAAUGUACCCAGUGAAAACUUUAAUAACUAAAGGGAAUAGUUUAGAGCAAGAUUGUAUAAAAAAGAAGUCUUUUAAAAGUAUGACAAAUGAAGUAGCUCAAAACACAAAGAUGAUAUUUAUGCCUCCCAUAUUACAGUACACCUGGAUAUCGAUAGUAAUAAACCUUAGCUUUCAUAUUGGCUAUUAUGGUCUCAUGAUGUGGUUUCCAGAGCUAUUUCAUAGAUUCGAUGAGUUUGCCCGUGCUCAUAACGGUAGCGAAAACGCACUUGUUUGUCAGGUGACAGAUUUUGUCGUACAAAGCGGGUCACAUUCACAUGUUGAGUUGUGUUCAGAUAAAAUUGAAAGCGGUGUGUUUCUCGAAUCAUUUAUUACAGUAGCAGCUGCUAUACCCAGUAAUAUUCUUGCAGUAUUGGGAAUGGACACGUUGGGCAGAAAAUUCUUUUUAGUGUUCAGCACAAUGGCAUCUGGUAUUUGUGCGGUCGGCAUGUCAUUUGUCACAAAUAAACGGCAAAACCUAAUUAUAUCCGCUAUAUUUAGUAGUGUCAUUAGCUGUGGUAACGCUGCAUUAGAUUGUUUAAUUACAGAAAUUUUCCCAACAAAUUUAAGAGCUACAGGAAUGGCCAUAUCUAUGGUAGCUGCUCGCCUUGGAGGUAUUAUUGGCAACAUAGUAAUUGCCACGUUAUUGGAUCUUUAUUGUCCGUUGCCUACAUACAUUGUAGCAGUGCUCCUUAUUGGAGGCGGACUGCUAUGUCUUAUGUUGCCAAACACUACGAGGGAACCAUUGACGUGACCUUCAUCAGAACACAAAAUAAGAAAAAUACAAUUUUUUUUUAGAUUAGUAGUAUACUUUAGUUUGAUAGACAAACAUAUUUUGUGCUACUUUAAAUAUAUUUGCACUAACAAUAUAUGCACAUUUCAUCAAAAAAAUCUUAUUUAAUAUUAUGCAUCCUUUACUCAUUAUUAUUAUGUAUCAUAUGUAUAACUUAAUGCGUAAGCUUGUAUAGUUAUAUAUAUUCUAGACAAAAUUUUAGAUAUAAUGCUUUUUUUUGACUGUGAAUUUAUUG